Gasterosteus aculeatus aculeatus (three-spined stickleback) is the source of this 770-nucleotide messenger RNA. Its product is annotated as histone H3. Gene Ontology annotation, cellular component: nucleosome. Gene Ontology annotation, molecular function: protein heterodimerization activity; structural constituent of chromatin; DNA binding. Lineage: Eukaryota; Metazoa; Chordata; Actinopteri; Perciformes; Gasterosteidae. The record is from RefSeq and is a predicted model, not a curated record.
UAGUCGAUCAUGGCACGAACCAAGCAGACCGCCCGUAAGUCCACCGGAGGCAAAGCCCCCAGGAAGCAGCUGGCCACCAAGGCCGCCCGCAAGAGCGCCCCGGCCACCGGCGGCGUGAAGAAGCCUCACCGGUACAGGCCCGGUACCGUGGCCCUGAGGGAGAUCCGUCGCUACCAGAAGUCCACGGAGCUGCUGAUCCGCAAGCUGCCCUUCCAGCGUCUGGUGAGAGAGAUCGCGCAGGACUUCAAGACCGACCUGCGCUUCCAGAGCUCCGCCGUUAUGGCUCUGCAGGAGUCCAGCGAGGCUUACCUGGUGGGCCUGUUCGAGGACACCAACCUGUGCGCCAUCCACGCCAAGAGGGUCACCAUCAUGCCCAAAGACAUCCAGCUGGCCCGCCGCAUCCGCGGGGAGCGAGCUUGAGAAGUCUGCUCCUACUGACCCCACAACGGCUCUUUUAAGAGCCACCUCACUCUCUGUAAAGAGCUCCUUCCUUAACGUGACCAUCAAUUCAUGAUUCAUAAGUAUGAGAAUAGUCCCUGAUAUUGGCAUCAGUCUGCAUUAAUUAAUGUUUAUUCUAUAAACAUCUCACCGCCUAGAACUAGAACAGAAAACUAUUCCUAAUGUUGCAACUCACGAGUUACAAACCAUGGAUGCCAGGCCAGUGCGUGAUUAAACACAUCGUACAAUAAGUUAUAUGUAUUCUGGCGAAGAAGACCUUUGUCUGGACUGGUAUAUAACCAUAAUAAAUAACAUCAGAUGUACAUUAACGU